This is a messenger RNA of Aspergillus pseudotamarii, 1767 nucleotides long. RefSeq lists its product as uncharacterized. The transcript has 2 exons. NCBI's taxonomy places the organism in Eukaryota, Fungi, Ascomycota, Eurotiomycetes, Eurotiales, Aspergillaceae. Gene Ontology annotation, molecular function: prenylcysteine oxidase activity. The coding region runs from base 1 to 1767 and encodes 588 amino acids. Gene Ontology annotation, biological process: prenylated protein catabolic process; prenylcysteine catabolic process. The record is from RefSeq and is a predicted model, not a curated record.
AUGUCAAGCGCUAUCAAACGCGCCGGUGGUGGUCGGCAGCCCUAUCGACUCCCACUCCUUCUUACUGUUCUUUGCAAUCUCAUUCUCCUGGCGCAACUGUGCACAUCUGAAGGUGUAUCUAUUGAUAGGUACCGUCAAGGCUACCGCAGAGGGAACGCGGUGUAUUACGAUGACCUAUCCGGGAUUAAAGAAAUGUUUAAUGAACCGUUAUACAUCAAGGCCAAUGCAAGCGUCAAAGUUUAUCCACCCAAAAGUAUAGCUGUCAUUGGAGGUGGUAUGGGCGGUGUCUCCGUUGCACAUUCGUUCGGGCCGGAAAGCUGCCGUGUCAAUUCUCCGCAGGUGACUAUCUUCGAGAAAGAAGAUCGCCUGGGAGGUCGGAUCCAUUCCGUCCCCAAAUACGACGAGGCCGACUGCGAUGUGGCCGAGGCGGGAGGACACACGUUUGACUGGAGAACAUACGGGGGAUCCGCAGCAAGUAUUGCGGAAGAUGUGGGUGUGCCUCUUCAAGAAAUAUAUCCCGGGGAAACGUCCAACGACAUCUUGGUGAGGGUAGGAGCUUGGAACGGCGAGGAGUUGAUUGAAAGCCGGUAUGAGCCGGCGCCGACCCUGCGGACGUAUCUGAAGAAGCUCCCAAGUCAAAUCGCUAUGUACAUCUGCGAAAGGCGCUGGGGUGACACCAAGGGAUGCGAGGAGGAUUGGGCUUGGGCAGUCCCAAAGCCAAUAACUCAAGUGAAUAAGGGAGUAUCAGACGCUAUGCGGAAAUUUGCGGAGUUGUGGGGUAUUGAUAUCUGGCGACACAAGAAAACAUAUCCACGGAGAGGGGGAAAUGCGAGGUUACUAAAGAGAGCAGUGAGGCUGUCUGAGGCAGAGUUGAAUUUGAAUUCCACCGUGAGUCGGAUUGUGAGGCAUGAAGAUCUUACAUUCGAUAUCCAUUGGACCAAAGAAUUCCCGGAUGGUCAGACCGAAGCGCAUGUCGAUCAGGUUGACGCUGUAGUCAUUGCAGCCCCUUUCCAUCAAACCGGCAUUACUAUUGAGCCUCCCCUGCCAUCCACCCCGGUGGAAGUUAACUAUACUCCUCUCCAUGUAACGCACUUCAUAACCCGCCAUCGGCUGGAUCCCAGGGCGUUCAAUAGAUCUCAAAGUAAUGAAAUCCCUGAUACAAUCUUGAAUCUGAAUGGUGACAAAGCACCACACGCGACACGACCGUCUUCCCUCCCUUCGUUUCUAGCCAUCACUCGAGAAGAUUCAAGCUACGCGGCUGGAUGCAUCGUUGACAUGGAAAGCCAAUAUAGAAUUAUUUCGCUGAACCCAAUCUCCGACAGCGACAUCGCUAACUUGAUAAAUGCUAGUAGACAAGCCCCGGAAGAUGUUACAUUCCCUCAUCAAGCGUGCUACCCAGUCAGGCAGGACUGGGCCAUGCCGUUCGGAGUGGACUCGCCUGAGCCGGACCAUAUGUACGCAGAAUUUGAGGCCAAGGCGGCGGAAAUCGAGUGGCACGAGCUUGAAGGCGAGGGAAAUGAUGGAUGGUAUUUGAGGAAUAUAGGCUGCGUCAACGCGCCUACUAUUCGAUGGAUCCAUCGCCGGUAUUGGCCGAAUGGUGUUCCCAUAGUGAAUCAUGAUGCGAAAUGGGAUCGACGCAUUGAGUUGGCUCCGAGGUUAUUCUAUGUCAAUGGAUUUGAGGGCUUUGAGGGAGCGUCGAUCUCGCAGAGUGGGAGGACUGGGCAGCGUAUAAUGUAUGACUUGUUGUAUAACUACAUUAACCCAUGA